Messenger RNA from Dictyostelium purpureum, 1527 nucleotides. RefSeq lists its product as uncharacterized. NCBI's taxonomy places the organism in Eukaryota, Evosea, Eumycetozoa, Dictyosteliales, Dictyosteliaceae. The record is from RefSeq and is a predicted model, not a curated record. Gene Ontology annotation, biological process: transcription by RNA polymerase II; transcription initiation at RNA polymerase II promoter. Gene Ontology annotation, cellular component: transcription factor TFIIA complex. Bases 341 to 1270 code for a protein of 309 amino acids. The transcript is spliced from 5 exons.
AUAUAAUAUAUUUAUUUAUUUAUUUUGUUUAAAAUCAUAUUAAACAAACUGAAAUCAUAGCUGUAUAUAUUCCACUAAAUAACAGCAACAAUAAUCGAAUCUUUUAUAAUUUAAUAUAAAUAUUAUAAAUAAAAUAUUUUUAUCACCCAUUUUUUUCUUUUAAUAGUUAUAUUUACUCACAUAUAUUUGUAUAUAUAGUUUUUUUUUUUUAAAUUAUUAUAACAAGGUCAACUACUAAUAAUAAUAAUAUAACAGUAACAAUAAUAUUAAUCAUUUUAAUAAUAAAUAAAAAAUAAUAAAAUAAAUAAUUAUAAAUAUAAUUAUAAUAUAAUAAAUAAUAAUGAGUGUUUCAAAUGUUUAUAAAUAUAUUAUUGAAGAGGUUAUAAGAAAUAUAAAAACAGAAUUAAAAGAAGAUUUUGCAAAUGAUGGUUUACAAGAUACAAUUAUUGAUGAAAUUCAGCAUAUGUGGGAAGCAAGAUUAGAACAAUCGGGAGCCAUUCCCGAACCAGAAGAUAAAACACCACAAGUUCCAACCACUGGUGCUGGUGUACCACAAAAUAAAACAUCACCAUCAAUAACUUCCCAAGCACAACAAAAUAUAUCCGCAACUGAAUCUGAUGCUAGAAAUGCAUUAAAUAGUUUAUAUCAAUUAAACAAUGGCACACCUCAAGCAACAGCCGCAACCACUACCACUACAACCACCACAACCACUACUACAGUACCUCAACAAAUACCACAAGAACAAUCAAAUGGCCAAAUACAAAAUAUGCCAUCACUUAGAGAGGCAACAAGUUCAGCACCAAUUCCAACUAAUAGUUCAAGUCAAUCAUUACCAUCAUCAUUAAGUUUAAUUAUGAAUCCUAUUCCACAAAACGAUGGCACAAUCGACCAAGAAGAUGAAGAUUUAGAAGAAAAAAUGAAAAAUAAAAAGUUUUUAGAUAAUUUAAUUAUAACAAAUAUUUUAAAAAAUAAAUUUAAUAUUAGUGGUGAAGAUGAUAUCCCACAAAAUGAUGGAAAUGAUGACGAUGAUGUUUUAGAUGAUGAAGAAGCCAAUAUUAAUAAAGUUGAAGAAGAUUCAUUAGGUAGUGAUUUAGAUGAUGAGGAGGAUGAUGAUCCAGAUCCAGUUAUUGAACAUUAUGUCCUUUGUCAAUAUGAAAAAGUUACAAGAAUAAAAAAUAAGAGAAAGUGUAUUUUUAAAGAUGGUAUAAUGCAUUUAAAUGGAAAAGAUUCACUUUUCCACAAAGCCAAUGGCGAAGUUGUAUGGUUGUAAAAAAAAUUAUAAUAAUUUUAAAUAUAACAUUUUAAUUUUUUAAAAAAUAACAAAAUAACAAAAAAAAUAAAUAAUAAAAAUCACCAACAAAAAAAAAGAAAAAAAGAAAACACAUUAUACUUUUUGUUGUGUAAAAAAAAAAAAUUCAAUUGAAAUAUAGUUUUUUGAUAAUAUUUAUUUUUUUAUCAUAGAAAGAAAAAAAUAAAAGAGCAAAAUUAUAUUUAAUGUUUAAAUAAAUCUUUAAUUUAAUAAAAACU